AUUUGAGGGAGCAGUUUGAUGCUCAAUGCCCCAUACAAAUCCAGCAUCUGAUGAUGAUAGAAGAAAAAACACCAGUGCAAAGUCAAGCUGUGAUUAUAGCAUCUCCCAUACCAACUGUGCCGUACUACUAGUAUUAUUGUAGCAUUACAACUUUCAGAUCUACUCAGGAAUCAGAUGCACAAUUCAGACUCGGUCAUAGCUGCUAUUUGCCCAAUGGAAGAACUUUAUGUUAUAUAGAUCCUGACACAACAGCAACUCAAAGGAUGUCGGACUAUAGUGACAACUGUGAUCGUGAAAUCCGUGGCAAACAUUCUGAACAGUACCAUGACUGGCAUGAGGAUGGUUCCUGUACCUUUGGAAAUAAAGACAAAAGUUACGACCUAUGUGCUGAACUCAUCAGACAGCGGAAGAGUGGUGAGUUUGUGGACGUGGUGGUGAAGGUAGAAGGCAGGGAGUUCCCUUGUCACCGGGCUGUGUUGGCAGUCACACCAUACUUUCACACCAUGUUUUCGUCCAACCUUGCGGAAAGCAAGGCGAAGGUAAUAACACUACACGAUAUUGACUCUGGCAGCUUUUCCAAGAUUCUGGACUUUGUGUACACGGGAGAAAUCUUGAUGGCUAAAGACGACGUUCAAGACAUUCUGCAGGCAGCGCACAUGCUGCAAGCUGAGGAAGUCCUAGAGUACUGCGAAAAGUUCAUUGAAAACAACCUUUGUGCUUCUAACUGUGUGGGUGUCAUGUGCCUUGCUGACAUGUAUGGCUUGUGUAGUUUGAAAACUACAGCAAGAUGCAUGGUGAUGUCUAAGUUCUCGGUGGUUGGACGAAGUGAGGAGUUUCUGAGCCUUUCAACUCAGCAGCUCUUGGAUCUACUCGGCGACAAGGAAUUGAGAGUUGAGAGUGAAGACGAUAUCCUCCUUUCUGUGAUACAAUGGCUCGAUCAUGAACCAGAAAGCCGCAAGGCUGAGGUAUCCGGAAUUCUGCCAGUGAUUUGCUUAUCACGUGUAAGGGUCAGUGUGCUAAAGAAGUUUGAAGUCCACCCGGCGAUACAGGAUUCACCCGAAUGUCUUGCCAAAGUCACAGCUGCAAAGGAGGAACAUCUAAGUGGGUCACCUCGGCUGAUGGCAGACACAGGAAGAGAGGAAGAUGGAAGAAGACCUACUAGUAGGUGUGGGAUUUCAGACGACCUGGCAAUUAUUGUGGGCGGUUGGAAGGCGGUCACUCAAGAACGUUACAGCAAAAAUCCAACACCACCGAUGCCUUUCCAAAGCAUAAUUUGUAUGGAUCCAGUUCGUGAGCAAUGCUACCAUGUCACCGACCUUCCGACACCCAUCGUUGGAUGCAUGAGUGUGGCAAGUGCAGGACGAUACUUGUACGUGACGGGAGGGCGCACCUCGUCUUUACUUCACCCAGACCCUGGUGGCAGCAACAUUCCAUCCAAACAAGCCUUUCGGUACAAUUUCGCUACAGACACUUGGACGAGGUUACCUGACUUGCCUCGCGGUAGGGCGGGGCACGGGUCCGCCAUUGUUGAUGGAAAGCUCUUCCUGGUUGGAGGCGACACUACGGCGACGUUGUUCAAUAUGCUCAGUAUGGAGUGUUUCGAUAUUGAAGCAGAAGCUUGGAUACAGCCUCCUAAAGUGCCUGCAAUCAUCCCGUCACCCAACUUGACAGUGAUAGGAUGCGGGGGUAAGCUUGUGCUCAUUCAGGGACUCAGAAAGAAGAAAAGAUUCAGCGUCCAUGCCUUAGAUGUUAAAACUCAACGUUGGAAUUCUGCCAGCAGGUCUGCACGAGCCAGGGAUUUUGAUGUGGACUUUAGAGUGACAGCCGUUAACAACAAGGUUCAUUUCUGUGUUGAUAUGUAUUGCUAUGGGGAGGUCUACACCUACGAUGUUGACAAGGAAACACCAUCAAUUGAAGAGGAGAAGCUAAACACACAAGAUGUCAAAGAGGAGCUUCACAUAGUUGAUAGAGUAUGCAGGAGACGCAAGCGCUAUGUCAAUGGACAGAAGGGUAUCAUCAACACCAUGUCAAGAAAAAACUACAAACUGCGCCGUGCAGGUCAGACAAGAAGCUUAUACGUUGUAAACGAACACACCAAACUGACCCUUCCUUUUGCUCUGUUUGGCCACGGAUUCCUGGCAACCAAGAAAAUUCAUGUUGGAUGGUACUGCAGGGACCAGCUAGCAAAAGUGGAGAAGGAGAGGGAACUACAGGAUUUGUUAAGAUAUUAUUACUUAAGCUCAGAUGAUGAGCAGUACCUCUGAGUCCCAGACUUUGUAAUUUGGGUUUCGCUGUUUCUUCAUACAUCUUCCAUCACUGUUAGUGAAAUCUUGUCUGUUGACAAGUAAGUAAUAGCCUGGUAACCAUACCAUCAGGGCGCUUGCCGUUUUGUCUACGGCGCUGAAGGGGUAGCUGGCCCAUGCAGUUAAUUAGUGCAGGCCGUGUGUGUGUGUGUGUUGGGGGGGGGGGGAGUUGUUACGGGGUUAGGUUAGAUUUUGUCUGCUGGCGGCGUAAACUCUUAAGACCUGCUACAAGCUCUAGCGGUGAAAUCUCAAAGGGCAGCUAAUUAGACAGGUUGACAGAAGCAAGUCGGUGCCUUAGCACUGGGCAGGGUAACGCACCUCAGAGCCAACCAGCAGAUAAAGGAACUGAGGAAGGUACUAGUACUUGCAUCCAUGGCAAGAACAGUUGCCGGUUUAUCAUAGGCUGUCAGACAAAUUAUGCAGCAGAGAUUUGUAGGAGAAGAACCCCUGUAUUUGUAGCAUGCCUACAUGUAGCUACAGUGUACUUUGAAACAGCUUGGAUUUUACCUUUUACUGGCAUUUGUUACUUUUGUUGGUUACAGUUUCAAUGUUUAUAACUUUCUUCCAUGUAUAUGCAUGUGUAAUGUUACAUAUAUACCUUGCCCAAAAUGAUGAUUUGAGCAAUGUAUUUUAUUUAGCUUAGAACUACUACUUUUUUUAGCUUUAGUAUAUAUCUGUAUUAUGUUAGUUCUGUAGGUUGCCUUGUUUACAUUUCAGUAAAAAAAUUGACGACAAAUUAUCACAUACUAAUAUAAUGUUACUAGAUACGUAUACCAAUUAGCCCUUUCACAGAGGUUACAACACAUGUGCCAGUGAGAGGAACUCUGGGUAAUAUGUCAAAGUUGAAGGCCCCAGAGCAUAGUCAUAGACAUAGACAUUCUUCCAAUUUUUCCGCCAUUAUGUUCUUUACAUUGUUACACAAAUUGAAACAAUGGUAGAGACGAAACUGUUUACGUCUGAGGGCUUUCAACUUUGACAUAUUACCCAGAGUUCCUUUCACCCGCGCAUGCAUGAUAACCUCAGUGAAAGGGCUUUUUGAGGGUUGAAAAACAAGUUCCUGUAAUGCCUUCGACAUUUUGACACACUAUGUAUGAGUCCUGACUGAAAUCAACAUAUGAAAGUUAUACAUUAACAACUCCUUAAACACAACAUCAGGCCUGUCAGUUUAUUAGUACUUACUACGAUAUUGUUUUAAUGCCUGUUGACCAUGUUCUCUGUCUUGUGACAGGUGUGUGUUAGAUUUGCUUCCACUUCAGAUGUUAAUGUUAGAGAUUUGAUACACAUGGAUUAAACCAUUUUUAACAUUA
Molecule: messenger RNA, 3610 nt
Organism: Branchiostoma floridae (Florida lancelet)
Lineage: Eukaryota; Metazoa; Chordata; Leptocardii; Amphioxiformes; Branchiostomatidae
Product: kelch-like protein 30
Exons: 1
Coding region: 264-2264 (666 amino acids)
Molecular function (GO): protein binding
Source: RefSeq, a predicted model, not a curated record